AUGACCGGCGAAGAUAAAAUCAAAAAGAAGAAAAAAUCAGUUCAGUUCAAUGUUGAAGAAUCAAACUCAACUAAAACUGAAGAUGAAGAGCCGAAGAAAAAGAAGGGAAAGAAAAUUAUUGUUAGUGAAGAUCCAAAUGUUUCGGAAAAAAACAGGAAGAGAAAACGAAAAAAUAAGAAAAGCGGGGCUGAAAAACGACAAAAGCUUAUGGAGAAUUUAGUAGGCCCACAAGUCGAUAAACUGGAAUAUGAGUCUGAAAAUAAAACCUUUGUGGAUUUUGGUCUCGACGAACGUAUUCUAAAGAGUAUUGGAGAGCUUGGAUGGGAAAAACCAACUCAAGUUCAGGAAUCAAUAAUUUCUUUGGCAUUGGAAAAUAAAAACAUAAUGGGAAGAGCCAGAACUGGAAGCGGAAAAACCGGUGCUUUCUUACUCCCCAUUGUUCAAAAGCUUAUAUCCGAAUCAAUGGAAAAUGAUGGUUCUGUGGGUCCAAGUGCUAUUGUGAUUGCUCCAACUAAGGAGUUAAUCACCCAAAUCUAUAAAUUAUUUCAAGUUCUCGUAAAGCCACUUCCAUUCCUUCAAGCAAUUAAUCUGUGUGAUAUCAACGAAGAGGAGAAUUCACUUUGGAUGGAAGAUCGCUCAAAUUUCGUCGUUACUACCCCUGGAAAACUUUUAAAAAUGAUCGAACUCCGUCCAAAUUACUGUUCGCUAGUGAAACACGUCGUAAUGGACGAGGCAGACUUGCUAUUAUCGUUUGGAUAUGAGGAAGAAAUGAUUAAAAUCCGAGCAAGUUUAUCGUCAAAUUAUCAAUGCAUUUUAACAUCGGCAACAUUGAAAGACGAUAUGACAACGUUGAAGAAGCUAUUUAUGACAGGACCGGUGGUAACUAUCAAGCUAACGGAAGGAGACUUGCCGAAUGCGGAUCAACUGACCCAAUAUCAGUUGACUUGUAAAGACGAUGAAGAGCGAUUCGCCAUUCUCGUCGCGUUGUUCAAGCUCAAACUGAUCGUUGGAAGAACAAUUGUGUUUGUGAAUAGCAUUGAUCGUUGCUUCAAGUUGAUGUUGGUACUUCGCGUUUUCGGUCUGAAAUCUUGUAUUCUGAACUCGGCGAUGCCUGCGAAUUCAAGAUGUCACAUCAUCAAUCAAUUCAAUGACGGAUCCUAUCCGAUUGUAAUUGCUUCGGAUGUUUCGGACGCCGACGGAACCAGAUUGGCGAAUUCGAUGGAAGCUCAAACAGAAGGAGCUGAUAAAGCAGAAGACGAUUUGAAAAAGCCGAAAAAGAAAGGCAAACUUGACAAGGAAUCGGGUGUUUCUCGCGGAAUCGACUUCCAUCACGUGAGCAAUGUGAUCAAUUUUGAUUUCCCUGAAACUACUGACGCUUAUAUUCAUAGAGUUGGAAGAACUGCUCGUGGAUUCAACAAAGGAACUGCAUUGUCGUUCUGCACACCGAAAGAACGACCAUUUUUGGAUAUUAUUCAAAACGAGGUUAACGAACAAAUGGGUAAAAAGGUGCUUCAACCAUACGAAUUUCGUAUUAAAGAGCUCGACACAUUCCUAUUGAGAACUCGCGAAGCUCUGUUCAAAUGCACCAAAGGGGUUAUCAAGAAAGCGAGGCUGAAGGAGAUUCGGCAAGAAAUUAUGCGAUCUGCCAACUUACAAGCAUUUUUUGCGAAGAACGAACGCGAGAAAAUGCUGAUGCAAACGGAUUGCCAUCCGGUCACAUUGAAGCUCAAUUCGCCAGCAAUUGCUGAUGUCACACCGUAUAUGGUUCCGGAUGCUCUUCGUGGUAUGGAUUUCUCGAAUCCAUCUAGAAAUCGACGUCAUAAGCCUGGAGUCAAGCAUCGUCAGAAGCUGAAGGAGAAGUUCAACAGAAAGAAGAAAGAUCCGUUGACGACAUUCAAAAUUUAA
This is a messenger RNA of Caenorhabditis bovis, 1905 nucleotides long. NCBI's taxonomy places the organism in Eukaryota, Metazoa, Nematoda, Chromadorea, Rhabditida, Rhabditidae. The record is from the annotation of a GenBank genome assembly.